Topomyia yanbarensis is the source of this 1027-nucleotide messenger RNA. RefSeq names its product retinal homeobox protein Rx-A. Gene Ontology annotation, molecular function: DNA-binding transcription factor activity, RNA polymerase II-specific; RNA polymerase II transcription regulatory region sequence-specific DNA binding. Lineage: Eukaryota; Metazoa; Arthropoda; Insecta; Diptera; Culicidae. The coding region runs from base 163 to 885 and encodes 240 amino acids. The transcript has 3 exons. Gene Ontology annotation, biological process: regulation of transcription by RNA polymerase II. The record is from RefSeq and is a predicted model, not a curated record.
UUCGAGUAGGUUGGUUGUGCACAUCUAAAGAAAACCUUUACCAGCUUUGGAAAUUUUAAUCCUAGUUUUAGUAACAAGUGUGUUGGGUUGAAAUCAUCACAUCCGAACCUAUAUAGCUUCGCUAUUAAACUUGUGAGCAUUUUUUGAGAUUAGACAGAUAGAAUGGCUGGACCAUUUUUAUCUCCUCUGCCCGGUGACUUACUAACGGAGUAUAUGUUUGGACGUCGGCGCCAACGACGGAAUAGAACCACUUUUACACCCCAACAGCUACAGGAAUUGGAAACUCUUUUCCAGAAAACACACUAUCCGGAUGUGUUUCUACGAGAGGAAGUCGCCUUGAGAAUUAGCCUUAGUGAGGCACGAGUGCAGGUGAAACAAAAUCUAGUUUGGUUUCAGAAUCGUCGGGCAAAGUGGAGGAAGCAGGCGAGGCUACAACUUUUGCAGGAUGCAUGGCGUAUGCGUUGUUUGGGUAUAAGUUCGUCUCAAUUAGUAGUUGAUUCGCAGAAUUCCCCAGCACCCAACAACAAUAAUUCGGCUGGUAAAAAGCCUGACGAAUCGGAUUCCUCUCCAAAGGAAUCUGAAUUUACACUGAUGCAUCCAGCAUUUCAAGGAUCCAAUAAUUGCCUGAGUAAUAACCCCUCCGACGAAGGAAAACGUGUCAAUGCUGGUCAUCCCAUCUAUCCAUUAAAUCAUACUAACUUAGAAAGUGCGGCAGCUAUGAGAGAUAAUCGUCCUUUGUAUGACCCCAUUCAAGCUGAAUCGCGAAUCUCAACGCAUCCUGAUGAUUCUAACGGUAGCGAUCUGUCGGAUGGGUCGGAAGAGAUUGACCUCACCACCAAUGGGGGAUGUAUCGAUUACUCGAGCAGCAGCGCAAACAAGAAUUAGGUUAUUCGUAGUAUUACAGAGCAUUUGUAUAUAAACACAGUUGAAAACAAGUACUUGUAGAUUCAAUUUAUCUCUAUCUUCAACUGGUUAUCUUCAAGUGGAGUUAUAAAUAAACUGGUCUUAUUUCCUUUCUUGACACAAA